AUGGGACCCGCAGGAGGUGCAGAGGAAAAUCCAAAAUGGGGCAAAAAGGAAACAGUCUCUAAAUGCACAGAGAACAACACGGAGCCAUGCAAAGUUGCCGUUUCCAUCCAGGCCAACCUCUCUGCUCAGUCGUUUGAGGGUAUCUCAUUUCAAACCUCAAACUCUGCCUCCUCUAAUCCCUUCUUGAGUUGGGCAUGUCCAAUGGGUCGAGGGAAGAUCGAGAUCAAAAGAAUCGACAAUGCCAGCAGCAGGCAAGUCACCUUCUCCAAGCGCCGAACAGGCUUGUUCAAGAAGGCUCAGGAACUCUCCAUUCUAUGUGACUCUGAGGUUGCCGUCAUAGUCUUUUCCAACACUGGCAAGCUCUUCGAGUUUUCCAGUUCUGGUAUGACGCGAACACUUUCAAGAUACAAUAAAUGCCUUGGUCCUACAGAUGCUGCUUCUGUAGCAGAAAUUAAGACACAGAAGGAAGAUUCUAAAAUGGUGGAGAUCCUACGAGAUGAAAUUGCAAAGAUAGAAACAAAGCAAUUACAGUUAUUGGGUAAGGAUCUGACAGGAUUGGGUAUAAAGGAAUUGCAAAUUUUAGAGCAGCAACUUAGUGAGGGGUUAUUGUCUGUCAAGGCAAGAAAGAGCAAUGUUCAACCCUUAACAUUUGAUCUUUCAGGAGGAACUACUCAUGGAGCAACUGGAGCACUCCAGAAUUCAGGUAUAUCGGAAUCAGAAGUUGAGGAGCUUCGUUGUCUGUUCCCACAAUCAGAAAACAUGGUCCCAUUUCAAUAUCAACACACUGAAAGAAAUAACUGUUUUGUAAAUACUGGUGCCAGAUGUCUCAACUUGAGCCAUAACUGUGGAAAUGAGAAAGGAAGUUCAGACACAGUAUUUCAUUUGGGUGAGUAA
Molecule: messenger RNA, 894 nt
Organism: Sphenostylis stenocarpa
Lineage: Eukaryota; Viridiplantae; Streptophyta; Magnoliopsida; Fabales; Fabaceae
Source: the annotation of a GenBank genome assembly